Coregonus sp. 'balchen' is the source of this 13262-nucleotide messenger RNA. Lineage: Eukaryota; Metazoa; Chordata; Actinopteri; Salmoniformes; Salmonidae. The record is from the annotation of a GenBank genome assembly.
AUGUACAAAAGGUUAGUGGAGUAGCCUACUUGUUUCUGUUAAAAUAGAGAUGGUAUCUGGUCAGUCAAAAAGCAUGCUUAUCAUGGACCAAGUCAGUUACAGUAGUCUACAUAGGCAGGUAAUAGUCUACUGUUAACUUCAUAGUUGUAUUCAAUCUAGGCUGCUGGUCAUCUUUAGGUUUUGUUUAUACAUAAUGUAUAGGGACGGUAUCAAUCAGCAUUUUCUCUGUAGGAAUCUAUCAUAGCACUUAUAUCCAUCUCUGCAUCUCUGCAUCUAUCUGUCUCUGCAUCUAUCUGUCUCUGCAUCUAUCUGUCUCUGCAUCUAUCUGUCUCUGCAUCUAUCUGUCUCUGCAUCUAUCUGUCUCUGCAUCUAUCUGUCUCUGCAUCUAUCUGUCUCUGCAUCUAUCCGUCUCUGCAUCUAUCUGUCUCUGCAUCUAUCUGUCUCUGCAUCUAUCUGUCUCUGCAUCUAUCUGUCUCUGCAUCUAUCUGUCUCUGCAUCUAUCUGUCUCUGCAUCUAUCUGUCUCUGCAUCUAUCUCUGAUCUAUCCGUCUUGCAUCUAUCCUGUCUCUGCAUCUAUCUGUCUCUGCAUCUAUCUGUCUCUGCAUCUAUCUGUCUCUGCAUCUAUCUGUCUCUGCAUCUAUCUGUCUCUGCAUCUAUCUGUCUCUGCAUCUAUCUGUCUCUGCAUCUAUCUGUCUCUGCAUCUAUCUGUCUCUGCAUCUAUCUGUCUCUGCAUCUAUCUGUUUCUCUGCAUCUUAAUGGUGAUGGCCUUAUAGUAGCCUUCAGUGGAUUCAGAAAGUAUUCAGACCCCUUGACUUUUUCCACAUUUUGUUACACUACAGCCUUAUUCUAAAAUUGAUUAAAUAAAUGUUUUUCCUCAUCAAUCUACACACAAUACCCCAUAAUGACAAAGCGAAAACAGGUUUUUUGAAAUGUUUGCAAAUGUAUUAAAAAUAAAGAAACGGAAAUACCUUAUUGCAUAAGUAUUCAGACCCUUUGCUAUGAGACUCAAAAUUGAGCUCAGGUGCAUCUUGUUUCCAUUGAUCAUCCUUGAUAUGUUUGUACAACUUGGGAGUCCACCUGUGGUAAAUUACAUUGAUUGUACAUUUGGAAAGGCACACGCCUGUCUAUAUAAGGUCCCACAGUUGACAGGGCAUGUCAGAGCAAAAAACAAGCCAUGAGGUAGAAGAAAUUGUCCGUAGAGCUCCAAGACAGGAUUGUGUCGAGUCACAGAUCUGGGGAAGGGUACCGAAAAAUCAUUCAGCAUUGAAGGUCACCAAGAACACAGUGGCCUCCAUCAUUCAUAAAUGGAAGAAAUUUGGAACCACCAAGACUCUUCCUAGAACUGUCCGCUCAGCCAAACUGAGCAAUCGGGGGAGAAGGGCCUUGGUCAGGGAGGUGACCAAGAACCCGAUGGUCACUAUGACAGAGCUCCAGAGUUCCACUGUGGAGAUGGGAAAACCUUCCAGAAGGACAACCAUCUCUGCAGCCCUCCACCAAUCAGGCCUUUAUGGUAGAGUGGCCAGACGGUCGCCCCUCCUCAGUAAAAGGCACAUGACAGCCUGCUUGGAGUUUGCCAAAAGGCACCUAAAGGACUCUCAUACCAUGAGAAACAAGAUUCUCUGCUCUGAUGAAACCAAGAUUGAACUCUUUGGCCUGAAUGCCAAGCGUCACGUCUGGAGGAAACCUGGCACCAUCCCUACAGUGAAGCAUGGUGGUGGAAGCAUCAUGCUGUGGGGAUGUUUUUCAGCAUCAUGGACUGGGAGACUAGUCAGGGUCGAGGGAAAGAUGAACGGAGCAAAGUACAGAGAGAUCCUUGAUGAAAACCUGCUCCAGAGCGCUCAGGACCUCAGACUGGGGUGAAUGUUCACCUUCCAACAGGACAGCGACCCUAAGCACACAGCCAAGACAACGCAGGAGUGGCUUCGGGACAAGUCUCUGAAUGUUCUUGAGUGGCCCAGCCAGAGCCUGAAGUUGAACCCGAUCGAACAUCUCUGGAGAGACCUGAAAAUAGCUGUGCAGUGACGCUCCCCAUCCAACCUGACAGAGCUUGAGAGGAUCUGCAGAGAAGAAUGGGAGAAACUCCCCGAAUACAGGUGUGCCAAGCUUGUAUCUUCAUACCCAAGAAGACUCGAGGCUGUAAUCACUGCCAAAGGUGCUUCAACAAAGUACUGAGUAAAGUGUCUGAAUACUUACGUAAAUGUGAUAUUUCAGUUUUUUAAUGAAAAAUAAUAAUAAUACAAAAAUAUAAAAUAAACUGUUUUUGCAUUGUCAUUAUGGGGUAUUGUGUGUAGAUUGAUGAGGAAAAAAAUAUAAUCAAUCUUAGAAUAAGGCUGUAACGUAACAAAAUGUGGAAAAAGUCAAGGGGUCUGAAUACUUUCCGAAUGCACUGUACAUUACUGAUUACAAUUUUGUACAGUUAACUAGUAACUGUAAUGGAUUACAUUUAGAAAGUAACCUACCCAACCCUGUCCAUUAGUAGGCUACUCCAGGACCAAUCUCUUGGCACCCCGGUGAGUUUAUCAUUGGGUGAACCCUCAGCAGAACAGGGAACCCUCAGCAGAACAGGGAACCCUCAGCAGAACAGGGAACCCUCAGCAGAACAGGGAACCCUCAGCAGAACAGGGAACCCUCAGCAGAACAGGGAACCCUCAACAGAACAGGGAACCCUCAACAGAACAGGGAACCAUCAACAGAAACAGGGAACCCUCAGCAGAACAGGGAAACCCUCAGCCAGCACAGGGAACCCUCAGCAGAACAGGGAACCCUCAAACAGAAACAGGGAACCCUCAGCAGAACAGGGAACCCUCAGCAGAACAGGGAACCCUCAGCAGAACAGGGAACCCUCAGGGACAGGAACCCUCAGCAGCACAGGGAACCACUCGGGGCCCAAAACGGGGAAACCCUCAACAGAACAGGGAACCUCAACAGAACAGGGAACCCUCAGCAGAACCAGGGAAACCCUCAGCAGCAACAGGGAACCCUCAGCAGAACAGGGAACCCUCACAGAACGGGGAAAACCUCAGCAGAACAGGAACCUCACAGAACAGGGAACCCUCAACAGAACGGGGAAAACCCUAAAAAGAACAGGGAACCCCAGCAGAAACAGGGAACCCUCAGCAGCACAGGGAACCCCACCCGAACAGGGAAACCCUCAACAGAACAGGGAACCCUAAACAGAACAGGGAACCCUCAGCAGAACAGGGAACCUAAACAGAACAGGGAACCCUCACGGGAACAGGGAACCCUCACAGAACGGGGGAACCCUCAAAGAACAGGGAAACCCUCACAGAACAGGGAACCCUCACCCAAAAACGGGGAAACCCCUCACAGAAACGGGAACCUAAAGCAGAACAGGGAACCCUCAACAGACAGGGAACAGGGAGACCCUCAGCAGCACAGGGAACCCUCAGCAGAACAGGGAACCCUCAGCAGAACAGGGGAACCCUCAGCAGAACAGGGGAACCCUCAACAGAAACAGGGAACCCUCAGCAGAACAGGGAACCCUCAGCAGAAACAGGGAACCCUCAGCAGAACAGGGAACCCUCAACAGAAACAGGGAACCCUCAGCAGAACAGGGAACCCUCAGCAGAACAGGGAACCCUCAGCAGAACAGGGAACCUCAGCAGAAACAGGGAACCCUCAGCAGAACAGGGAAACCCUCAACAAAACCAGGGAACCCUCAGCAGAACAGGGAACCCUCAACAGAACAGGGAACCCUCAGCAGAACAGGGAACCCUCAACAGAACAGGGAACCCUCAGCAUAACAGGGAACCCUCAACAGAACAGGGAACCCUCAGCAGAACAGGGAACCCUCAGCAGAACAGGGAACCCUCAGCAGAACAGGGAACCCUCAGCAGAACGGGAACCCUCAAGCAGAACAGGGAACCCUCAGCAGAACAGGAAACCCUCAGCAGAACAGGAAACCCUCAGCAGAACAGGGAACCCUCAGCAGAACAGGGAACCCUCAGCAGAACAGGGAACCCUCAACAGAACAGGGAACCCUCAGCAGAACAGGGAACCCUCAGCAGAACAGGGAACCCUCAGCAGAACAGGGAACCCUCAGCAGAACAGGGAACCCUCAGCAGAACAGGAAACCCUCAGCAGAACAGGGAACCCUCAGCAGAACAGGGAACCCUCAGCAGAACAGGGAACCCUCAGCAGAACCACGUUGCCAGUCCAGAAGAUAUCAUAUGGUACAUCCCCUUUUCAUAGUUACAUUCAAGACAAGCUCUUUAUUAUUGAUCUCAGUUUGUCACCGUUAGUCAGCAGUGGGCCUACCCUGUAAUCUUUGUAGUAGUCCUAUAGCCUAUUAUUAAAGAUUCUCAUAAUGUCUCCAGACAAUUAAAGUGUCAUAGAAUUGCAUAAAAUGGGUUUGUAAAAGGCCCAUUCUUUCCCGAAUCUUCCUUCAAAAUGUCCCUCUGGUUGUGGCUGAGCUGCUUCCCCAAACAUGAAACCCACGCACCUCCUACGAUGUUGUGUAUCUUCUUAUAUUGGUUUACAGUUGGACUCUGACAGUCAGUUGACAUUUUUUUAGUUGCGCUGCCUACUUGGCAACAGCUCUAAUAACGGGCUUGUUUGCCAAUUCCUGGUGUUUCCUGGUCACAUUUAACCUGUAUUAUGCAUUAAUGACCUCUUGAAUUUAAGGGCAAAAUGUACAUUUACGCCUAAAUAGACAUACCCAAAAGUCAUUAUUUUUCAUUAGAUGGCCGUAAACAAUAACUGGUAAUGCUACAUAUUUUUUAGAAAGGUCCGGAACUCACCUUUCUGCAGUGGCGAUUUUAGCAUGUAAAUCUUGGUGGGGCAAACUCCCAUUUUUGGGGGGGGAUGCAUGCCAGAAAAGCCACGACACAACACAACACUAAACAAUACAUUCAUUGCACUAUAACGGUGAGAAACGGUGCCCACAAACUGUUAGGGCCUACAGUGAGGGAAAAAAGUAUUUGAUCCCCUGCUGAUUUUGUACGUUUGCCCACUGACAAAGACAUGAUCAGUCUAUAAUUUUAAUGGUAGGUUUAUUUGAACCGUGGGAGACAGAAUAACAACAACAAAAAUCCAGAAAAACGCAUGUCAAAAAUGUUAUAAAUUAAUUUGCAUUUUAAUGAGGGAAAUAAGUAUUUGACCCCCUCUCAAUCAGAAAGAUUUCUGGCUCCCAGGUGUCUUUUAUACAGGUAAUGAGCAGUAGUUUUGAGGGGGAAAGGGACCAAAUUAUUAGGGUGAGGCACAUGGGCUACUAACAGCUUACUACACAACAUACACUUAGUAUUACUUUCUUAGCUACAGUAUACGUAUCUCCCUGGCAUAGUACAUUUUUGGACUCACCUUGUUGUGCUGUGCUCACUUGAACAGGAAGGUGGCACGUCGGUCCAUCGUGGGCAAACUUUGUCAUCAAAGUCUGUCAUUCUCUGGAUGUUGCUUUCAAGACAACUGGGAACUGAGGAAAAACAACAAGGUUGAAUCACGACAUCAGUGAUCUUCAGGUCAGGUUAGCUACAGUUGAAGUCGGAAGUUUACAUGCACUUAUUUCUUGUUAACAAACUAUAGUUUUGGCAAGUCGGUUAGGACAUCUACUUUGUGCAUGACACAAGUCCUUUUUUCCAACAAUUGUUUACAGACAGACUAUUUCACUUAUAAUUCACUGUAUCACAAUUCCAGUGGGUCAGAAGUUUACAUACACUAAGUUGACUGUGCCUUUAAACAGCUUGGAAAAUUCCAGAAAAUGAUGUCAUGGCUUCAGAAGCCAAUUGGAGGUGUACCUGUGGAUGUAUUUCAAGGCCUACCUUCAAACUCAGUGCCUCUUUGCUUGACAUCAUGGGAAAAUGAAAAUAAAUCAGCCAAGAUCUCAGAAAGAAAAUUGCAGACCUCCACAAGUCUGGUUCAUCCUUGGGAGCAAUUUCCAAACGCCUGAAGGUACCACGUUCAUCUGUACAAACAAUAGUACGCAAGUAUAAACACCAUGGGACCUACGCAGCUGUCAUACCGCUCAGGAAGGAGACGUGUUCUGUCUCCUAGAGAUUAACGUACUUUGGUGCGAAAAGUGCAAAUCAAUCCCAGAACAACAGCAAAGGACCUUGUGAAAAUGCUGGAGGAAACAGGUACAAAAGUAUCUAUAUCCACAGUAAAACGAGUCCUAUAUCGAUAUAACCUGAAAGGCCGCUCAGAAAGGAAGAAGCCACUGCUCCAAAACCGCCAUAAAAAAGCCAGACUACGGUUUGCAACUGCACAUGGGGACAAAGAUUGUACUUUUUGGAGAAAUGUCCUCUGGUCUGAUGAAACAAAAAUAGAACUGUUUGGCCAUAAUGACCAUCGUUAUGUUUGGAGGAAAAAGAGGGUACUUGCAAGCCGAAGAACACCAUCCCAACCGUGAAGCACGGGGGUGGCAGCAUCAUGCUGUGGGGGUGCUUUGCUGCAGGAGGGACUGGUGCACUUCACAAAAUAGAUGGCAUCAUGAGGAAGGAAAAUUAUGUGGAUAUAUUGAAGCAUAUCUCAAGACAUCAGUCAGGAAGUUAAAGCUUGUUCGCAAAUGGGUCUUCCAAAUAGACAAUGACCCCAAGCAUACUUCCAAAGUUGUGGCAAAAUGGCUUAAGGACAACAAAGUCAAGGUAUUGGAGUGGCCAUCACAAAGCCCUGACCUCAAACCUAUAGAAAAUUUGUGGGCAGAACUGAAAAAACGUGUGCGAGCAAGGAGGCCUACAAACCUGACUCAGUUACACCAGCUCUGUCAGAAGGAAUGGGCCAAAAUUCACCCAACUUAUUGUGGGAAGCUUGUGGAAGGCUACCCGAAACGUUUGACCCAAGUUAAACAAUUUAAAGGCAAUGCUACCAAAUACUAAUUGAGUGUAUGUAAACUUCUGACCCACUGGGAAUGUGAUGAAAGAAAUAAAAGCUUAAAUAAAUAAUUUUCUCUACUUUUAUUCUGACAUUUCACAUUGUUAAAAUAAAGUGGUGAUCCUAACUGAUUUAAGAGAGGGAAUUUUUACUAGGAUUAAAUGUCAGGAAUUGUGAAAAACUGAGUUUAAAUGUGUUUGGCUAAGGUGUAUGUAAACGUCCGACUUCAAUUGUAUAUCCCUGGCAUAUUACAUAAUUUAUGCAGCAGCAUACAAGACAUUUUUGGACCCACCUUGUUGUGCUGUGCUCACUAGAACAGGAAUGUGGCGUGGCAGUCUUUCAUGGGCAAAUUAUAUCACCAAACUUUGUUAUCAAACUCUGGCAUUCUCUGAAUUGAUGGUACUUUCAAGACAACUGGGAACUCUGAAAAAAAACAAGGUUGAAUCAUGACGUCAGUGAUCUUCAGGUCGGAGCUCUAGAAAGAGGCCCGAGUUCCCGACUUGGAAUUUUGAGUUGGAUGACCGUUCAAAACGUAAUUUCCCAGUCGGAGCUCGUUCUUUUCCGAGUUCCCAGUUGUCUUGAACUCACUGAAGUCUAAGAUUUCCCAGUUCCGAGUUUCCAGUUGUUUUGAACGUGGCAGAAGUCAUGCUGGAUUGACAGCAAGGCCAAUGUAUUCACCCUUUUCUGGUCCGUGGUGUUGCAUGUUUAUCCUUUUAAGCUUGGAAAAGAGACCCUUAAACCCAGACUUGGACCACACACCCACUCCACUGAAUAGCAGGCUAGUGAUUGCUUUGCAAUGCUUGCAGUUAGCACACUGAUUCCUUCCAAACCACUCAUUAUUGAAUUUGUGAUUUCCGACUUGUUGUGUAAUGUUUAUGUCCAAUGGCCGAUGAGCACCGAUAAAUUGUUUCUAUAAUUUGAUUUAAAAGGAUUUGCCAGUAGAUUAUUGACUUGAUUCAUGAUGACUGCUAGCUUGCUAGCUAAGAUUUGGAAAGCAUGAUGUUGACAUGAUCAGUCCAAUCAAAGCUACUGUAGAUAUAAUGUGAUGUUGACAUGAUCAGUCCAAUCAAAGCUACUGUAGAUAUAGCAUGAUGUUGACAUGAUCAGUCCAAUCAAAGCUACUGUAGAUAUAAUGUGAUGUUGACAUGAUCAGUCCAAUCAAAGCUACUGUAGAUAUAGCAUGAUGUUGACAUGAUCAGUCCAAUCAAAGCUACUGUAGAUAUAGCAUGAUUUGACAUGAUUCAGGUCCAAUCAAAGCUACUGUAAUAUAUAGCAUGAUGUUGACAUGAUCAGUCCAAUCAAAGCUACUGUAGAUAUAAUGUGAUGUUGACAAUGAUCAGUCCAAUCAAAGCUACUGUAAGAUAUAGCAUGAUGUUGACAUGAAUCAGUCCAAAUCAAAGCUACUGUAGAUAUAGCAUGAUGUUGACAUGAUCAGUCCAAUCAAAGCUACUGUAGAUAUAGCAUGAUGUUGACAUGAUCAGUCCAAUCAAAAGCUACUGUAGAUAUAAUGUGAUGUUGACAGAUCAGUCCACAUCAAAGUUACUGUAGAUAUAGCAUGAUGUUUACAUGAUCAGUCCAAUCAAAGCUACUGUAGAUAUAGCAUGAUGUUGACAUGAUCAUCCAUCAAAGCUACUGGAGAUAUAGCAUGAUGUUGACAUGAUCAGUCCAAUCAAAAGCUACGGUAGAUAUCAUGAUGUUGACAUGAUCAGUCAACAAAGCUACUGUAGAUAUAAUGUGAUGUUGACAUGAUCAGUCCAAUCAAAGCUACUGUAGAUAUAGCAUGAUGUUGACGUGAUCAGUCCAAUCAAAGCUACUGUAGAUAUAGCAUGAUGUUGACAUGAUCAGUCCAAUCAAAGCUACUGUAGAUAUAGCAUGAUGUUGACAUGAUCAGUCCAAUCAAAGCUACUGUAGAUAUAGCAUGAUGUUGACAUGAUCAGUCCAAUCAAAGCUACUGUAGAUAUAGCAUGAUGUUGACAUGAUCAGUCCAAUCAAAGCUACUGUAGAUAUAGCAUGAUGUUGACAUGAUCAGUCCAACCAAAGCUACUGUAGAUAUAAUGUGAUGUUGACAUGAUCAGUCCAACCAAAGCUACUGUAGAUAUAGCAUGAUGUUGACAUGAUCAGUCCAACCAAAGCUACUGUAGAUAUAAUGUGAUGUUGACAUGAUCAGUCCAAUCAAAGCUACUGUAGAUAUAGUAUGAUGUUGACGUGAUCAGUCCAACCAAAGCUACUGUAGAUAUAAUGUGAUUUGACAUGAUCAGUCCAAUCAAAGCUACUGUAGAUAUAAUGUGAUUUGACGUAAUGUAUCUGUGGCUAAUGACCGUGAGCCUUCUUGGAUGGGCACUUCCAAUGUAACUCUAUGCCAGCACCUAAGGGGCUUGAACUUUCGAGCUCUCCCCGUAGAUUUUGCGGUGACAUAGUGUCCCCAUGAGUGACAGAACACUGAGCCAAUCACGGCGCAACUAGAGAACAUUACCAACGCUUAUGCUCCGUAUUUUCCGCUGGCUGCCCCUCCACCACAGAAAGCACUGAGCUAGGCUGAAACACCUGCAUUUUGGAGUUGCCUUACUCAAGAAAGCAAAAAAGAGACCAUCAUUGUAUGUGUCUAUAUUAAAUCAAUGAUGAUUAAUUUUUUACAUUCUUUGCAAACUGAUAUGUAACACGUAUUAAUGCCAAAAUAACAUACAAAACAGGCUCUGCCCCACCUGCUCUGAAUGAAGGGUCGGCACUGCCUUUCUGCUAAAAAUAGUUCUAAAUUGCUGAGGUGGUUUUCACUUUUGAGGAUACAAGUACAUAGUGCACAUACUUUGAAAAGAUGAGAAAUCAUAUACGAUUGUAUUCCUAUUCAACAAAAGUGGGGCAAUAUGGAUUGAAAUGACUGAAAUUCUUUAUAAAUAUAGUAAAAAUCAAAUUAUAUGAUAUUGGUUAUUAUAUGAAAUAUUGGUCGGAACCGGUCCAGAACCUCAAAGUACACUAUAUAGGGGAUUAUAUGAUGCAAUGUGAUUGCACUCAUUUUCACUUAAAUAUGGCAGGGUAUUGUUGCAUGUAUAUUUGCUGGAAAAUGUUGGCCAAGUCACUUUUACUCAGGCCUAGCCACAAUUUGUGCCUAUGCCGCAGGUGUGAUUAGUGAAAUAUAUAAUGGAGAGAUCCGGUGAGAGCAGAUGGUGCUGUUUUACCCGGCUGACUUCUAAAAACUAAUGGCAUCUAUCUUUAAAUGAGACCACAUUAAUCCUCACUAAGGGGGAGGAGGAGAGAGUUGGAGAAGAAUAGAGCAAGGGUGAGGGGAAAGUGGGAGAGAAAGACAGAGUCUCUCUGUCUCAUGCGAGCGAGAUCAGAGGAUAUAUGGAGAUCGAAAGUCGAUAGAGAGAGACUAGAGAGUAGAUCACAGAGAGACCGAGAGAAGAGAAGAGAGAGAGAGCACAGACAACCGACAGACAGACAAAGAGAGAGAGAGAGCUAUAGAGAGAGACGAGAGAGAGAUAGAGAUAGUAGAGAGAGAGAGAGAGACAAGAGACAGAGAAUGAUAGAGAGAGACAUAGAGAGACGGAGACAUAGAGAGAGUGAGAGAGGAGAGAGAGCAGAGAUCGAGAGAGAGAGAGAAGAGAGAGGAGAGAGAUAGAGAGAGAGAGAGAGACUGAGAGAGAGAAGAGAAGAAAAAUAUAGAGGGCGAGAUCAUCUGUAUGAGAGAGAGAGAGAGAGAGAGAGGAGAAAAGAGGGCGUCAUCUGUAGCAGAGAGAUCUAGAGUAGGACAGAAUAUAAACUAUAGUAACUAUAGUUACUGAGCUCUGUCAGUCACAGACAUAUAUACUGUAUUCAGUCUAUAGUAACUGAGCUCUGAAACAGGUUACUAACAUGUGUGCGUAAGAGCCUGUGGGUGGGUGGGUGUGUGGGGGGGGUCCAGAUGAUAGCCCUGCAGUGCUCCUGUCUUUAUCCUGUGGGUGGGUGGGUGUGUGGGGGGGGGUCCAGAUGAUAGCCCUGCAGUGCUCCUGUCUUUAUUAAUAGAAUGGAAAGAAUCGCAGAGGCACAGAGCGACACACAUGACCCCGGUCCUGAGUAGUUCACUUGCUGAGUGGAGAACUUGAUCAGCAAAAUUGGAUGAGGCUAGUAACACACUGUGUCCAGUGACAUGCACUGCAGAACAAACAGGCCGAAUGUUCGUUUGGUCAGGUUUAAGUAGGGUGGCAGUUGGGAUUAAGGAGAGUGACGACAGAUGCGGAGGAAUAUUUGUAGCUGAUGCUUGUUGAGGAACUGCGUUCAAGGCAACUAGUUAAAGUGUUGCGAACCGGCUUGGAGGCUGAUUGGCAAUUAGUAGCAGCUGGUGCUUGUUGAGUUGCUAGGGAGCUACGUUCAAGGCAACUAGUUAAAGCGGUUGCAUUCAAGUCCAGUCCUCUCUCCUGUGUUUUUGUUCCUUCUUAACCAUUAAAUGAAUCAGAACUCCUGACUUUCAAGAUUUGUGAGAAGAGGUCUUGGAAUUGAUUCUACCUUUCCAAGAACAGUUGUUUCAACAUUGGGUUAUAUAUUAGUAUAUACACUAGACUACGUGUGGUUUGUAUUAGUGUAUACACUAGGCUAUGUGUGGGUGAUAUUAGUGUAUACACUAGGCUAUGUGUGGGUUAUAUUAGUAUAUACACUAGGCUAUGUGUGGGUUAUAUUAGUGUAUACACUAGGCUAUGUGUGGGUUAUAGUAGUGUAUACACUAGGCUAUGUGUGGGUGAUAUUAGUAUAUACACUAGACUAUGUGUGGGUUAUAUUAGUGUAUACACUAGGCUAUGUGUGGGUUAUAGUAGUGUAUACACUAGGCUAUGUGUGGGUGAUAUUAGUGUAUACACUAGGCUAUGUGUGGGUUAUAUUAGUGUAUACACUAGGCUAUGUGUGGGUUAUAGUAGUGUAUACACUAGGCUAUGUGUGGGUUAUAUUAGUGUAUACACUAGGCUAUGUGUGGGUUAUAGUAGUGUAUACACUAGGCUAUGUGUGGGUUAUAUUAGUGUAUACACUAGGCUAUGUGUGGGUGAUAUUAGUGUAUACACUAGGCUAUGUGUGGGUUAUAUUAGUGUAUACACUAGGCUAUGUGUGGGUUAUAUUAGUGUAUACACUAGGCUAUGUGUGGGUUAUAUUAGUAGAUACACUAGGCUAUGUGUGGGUUAUAUUAGUAGAUACACUAGGCUAUGUGUGGGUUAUAGUAGUGUAUACACUAGGCUAUGUGUGGGUUAUAUUAGUGUAUACACUAGGCUAUGUGUGGGUUAUAUUAGUGUAUACACUAGGCUAUGUGUGGGUUAUAGUAGUGUAUACACUAGGCUAUGUGUGGGCAUGCUUUACACCUGGUUGUCUAGGUCUUAAUUGAAAGGAAAACCCAGCAGAGACUAGGCCCUCAAUUAAUGAGUUCGACACCCCUGUUAUGCACUGUCCUCCUCUAGUAGUCAAGGUUACAGGACACACACACUAUUGUCUGGUUGUCCACACCUUCACAGAUCAGAAAUAUCAUAAAGGAUGACAUAAUAUGUCUUUAUGUAGGUGUUUGCCAAAUUAGGGAGCUAUAACAUUUACUUUCCUCCUAUCAAAUUCACAUUCAACCAAUUCACAUUCAUCUCAUUCACAUACAUCCAAUUCACAUUCAUCCAAUUCACAUUCAUCCAAUUCACGUUCAUCCAAUUCACAUUCAUCCAAUUCACAUUCAUCCAAUUCACAUUCAUCCAAUUCACAUUCAUCCAAUUCACAUUCCUCCAAGAAGCUGUUCAACAGUCUGAUGGUAAUAGAAGCUGUUCAACAGUCUGAUGGUAAUAGAAGCUGUUCAACAGUCUGAUGGUCUGGUAAUAGAAGCUGUUCAACAGUCUGAUGGUAAUAGAAGCUGUUCAACAGUCUGAUGGUAAUAGAAGCUGUUCAACAGUCUGAUGGUAAUAGAAGCUGUUCAACAGUUUGAUGGUUGAAUAGAAGCUGUUCAACAGUCGGAUGGUAAUACAAGCUGUUCAACGACCCGAUGGUAUAAACUGUUCAACGUUGAUGGUAAUAAACUGUUCAAACAGCUGAUGGUAAUGAGACGCCUUCAAGUCUGAUGGUAUAGAAGCUGUCAACAGUCUGAUGCUAAUGAGCUGUUCACGUCUGAUGUCAACCAGUCUGAUGGUAAUAGAAGCUGUUCAACAGUCUGAUGGUAAUAGAAGCGGUUCAACAGUCUGAUGGUCUGGUGAUAGAAGCUGAUUCAAACAGUAUGAUGGUCUGUAAAAAAAACAAAAAAACAAUUAAGCUGUUCCCUUUCAGUGGGUAACAUACUAUGGGGAGUCAACGACCAAUCAUAUUCACUUGAUGAAAACUGAAAUCACGCCCAAUGGGCCAAUGGAUACUGAGCCCGCCCUCGGAAGUCCUGACUUCCUGGCUAUAAUACCGGGGCUCGCAUUCGUUUCCUCAAUUCUUUGCUCUUCAGGUCGCCUAAAGGGGGGGGGGGGCUAG